Daktulosphaira vitifoliae (grape phylloxera) is the source of this 897-nucleotide messenger RNA. Its product is annotated as ATP synthase subunit C lysine N-methyltransferase. The transcript has 5 exons. The record is from RefSeq and is a predicted model, not a curated record. Lineage: Eukaryota; Metazoa; Arthropoda; Insecta; Hemiptera; Phylloxeridae. Gene Ontology annotation, biological process: regulation of mitochondrial ATP synthesis coupled proton transport; positive regulation of proton-transporting ATP synthase activity, rotational mechanism; peptidyl-lysine trimethylation. Gene Ontology annotation, molecular function: protein-lysine N-methyltransferase activity. Gene Ontology annotation, cellular component: mitochondrion. Bases 79 to 765 code for a protein of 228 amino acids.
UUUCAUUUUUUAAAGUAUUCAUCAAUUAAUAUAAUAUGAAAAAUUCCUUACCUUAGGCUGCAUAGCUUGUUCAAUUAAAUGUAUAAAACUAUUAUACUUAAAGUACUUAUAAAGUUAAUUUUUAAAAGAAGCAAGGUUAUGAGUUCUGAUUUAUUGUUAUCAUUUACCCAGACACCAGUGAAGUCAGAAGUUAAUAAUGUAAGAAAUUAUAAAGGGCUUUUUCUAGUUGGAGUAACUGGUGGUGUAUCUAUUGUUUUAAGUGUCAUUUGUUAUCCAUUUAUUUCUCCUGCUUUACGAAAAAUAUGUUUACCAUAUGUUCCAGCAACUAGUGUUCAAGUUCAAAAUGUACUGAGAAUCCUUAAAGGGCGUUCUGGAAAAUUAGUUGAUCUGGGAAGUGGUGAUGGAAGAAUUGUGAUUGAGUCUGCCAAAAAAGGUUUUGAAUCAGUAGGAGUUGAAUUAAAUUAUUGGUUAAUAUUAUACUCAAGAUUGAUUUCAUUACUAUCUAACAUUAAACCUCGUCCAAAAUUCAUUCGAUCAGAUUUAUGGAAGUAUAACUUAAAACCAUUUCCAAAUGUUGUUAUAUUUGGUGUAGAUGAAAUGAUGUUAAAGCUAGAGGAAAAGUUUAAUAUGGAAUUAAAUGAUGGAGCAGUAGUUAUUGCUUGUCGAUUUCCUCUUCCAAAUUUGGUACCAUAUCAAGUUAUUGGUACAGGUAUAGAUAAAGUAUGGGCUUAUAAGAUUAGUAAAAAUAAAACUCAAGAUAUAUAGCAGAACAUAUAAAGGAUCAAAAAAAAAAAAAAUGACCUAAUUGUGCUUGGUGACUAUGUUAUUUUAUUUAUUUUCUGCUAUUACCUUGAUAAGAAGGUAUUAUUUUACAUAAUAUAUAUUUUUUUCAUUGUA